This is a messenger RNA of Ochotona curzoniae (black-lipped pika), 2187 nucleotides long. It is a transcript of the gene NCF4, whose product is annotated as neutrophil cytosolic factor 4. Gene Ontology annotation, biological process: superoxide anion generation; respiratory burst; phagocytosis. The transcript is spliced from 9 exons. Lineage: Eukaryota; Metazoa; Chordata; Mammalia; Lagomorpha; Ochotonidae. Gene Ontology annotation, molecular function: superoxide-generating NADPH oxidase activator activity; protein binding; phosphatidylinositol binding. Bases 891 to 2009 code for a protein of 372 amino acids. The record is from RefSeq and is a predicted model, not a curated record. Gene Ontology annotation, cellular component: NADPH oxidase complex.
GGAAAGGAGACCGCACGGGGGCUGGGACCCCUAAGGUCAUGCAGGAAGUGUGUCUGGAGCCAAGUCCCAGCUCUCCCAGUCAGCUGGCUUCUCAGCACCGUGGGUGCCUCAUCUGACAGAGGAGAUGCUGUUGGGAAUGGGGAAUGCACACAGGGCACCCAGCUUGCACCCAGCACAUGGUCAGCUCUGGGUGCUGUGACCCAACCUGCUUAGGGGCCACUCACACCCUCUGGCUCCUUUCUGCCCCGGCCUCACAGGAUUACCCAAGACAGGAACAGCCUCAGGGCAAGAAGGGGUUGUACAAAGUGGUGGGGAAGCUGCCAGCAGCAUAUAGACAUCCUGGCAUUUGUUCGCUGCCUGCUGCUGGCUGAGCUCCCCUGUUCCCAGCAGCAGCCUUCUUGGUUCUGUAGCUAGACACUCAGGUCACCUGGAGGUCGCAUAUAUGGACAGUGGUCCCCACAGACUCUGCGAUGCUUGGCCAUGGCAGCCUCUAUCCUCCCAUCCCUUCCCAGUAGCUACCCCUCAGACCACACCAGGCACCUGCCUCAGGGGACCUGGGCCCAGUCCUGGGGUCUCCUGUCUGCUGUCCUCACUGCCUGCCCUGCCCCUAUCUCCUGCAAAGCCACCUUCCAGCCCUGGCUCACGGUCAUUCCUUUCAGAGGCUGUCCUCCACCUGGGCACAGUCAGCCCCGUCCGGUCUGGGGAUUCCACCUAGCAUUUAGACCAUGGCAGGUGGGGACUUGGUCAACCCCUGAGACCCAGCGUAGAGCAGGCUCUUAGCAGAAUUGUUGUUAAUGCCUCAUUUCUCGUCAAGCACCUGCUGAAGUGUCACCCCACAUUCAGGUCCUGCCCCCAACAAGGUCCACUGUGUACCUUCUCAUGUCCACCCCAUGGUGCCAGCAGCCAGGCCUGGCAACAGAUGGGGUGUGAGGAGGGACGCUGGGUGCCCACUGCCCACACCCGGUGGCCCUGGCACACACCAAGGCCGUGACUGGGAUUUGUCCUGGGCCUCCUGCAGUGACUUCGAGCAACUUCCAGAUGAUGUCGCUGUCUCUGCCAACAUCGCUGACAUCGAGGAGAAGAGAGGCUUCACUAGCCACUUUGUUUUCGUCAUUGAGGUAAAGACCAAAGGGGGCUGCAAGUACCUCAUCUACCGCCGCUACCGCCAGUUCUACGCCCUGCAGAGCAAGCUGGAGGAGCGCUUCGGCCCCGACAGCAGGAGCAGCUCUCUCACCUGCAGCCUGCCCACACUCCCAGCCAAAGUCUACGUGGGCGUGAAGCAGGAGAUUGCCGAGGCACGCAUCCCCGCUCUCAACGCCUACAUGAAGAACCUCCUCAGCCUACCCGUGUGGGUGCUGAUGGACCCUGACAUCCGGAUCUUCUUUUAUCAAUCAGCCUACGACUCCGAGCAGGUGCCACAGGCUCUCCGCCGGCUCCGCCCACGUACCCGGAAAGUCAAGAACAUGUCCCCACAAAGUACCGGCUUCAACCGCACAGAAGCUCCCCGAGCAGAGGCCCUGUUUGAUUUCACUGGCAACAGCAAACUGGAGUUGACAUUCAAGACCGGAGAUGUGAUCUUUCUCCUCAGUCGGAUCAACAAAGACUGGCUGGAGGGCACCGUCCGGGGAGUCACGGGCAUCUUUCCCUUCUCCUUUGUGAAGAUCAUCAAGGACUUCCCGGAGGAGGACGACCCCACCAACUGGCUUCGCUGCUACUACUACGAAGACACAGUCAGCACCAUCAUCAAGGACAUCGCAGUGGAAGAAGACCUCAACAGCACCCCGCUGUUCAAGGACCUGCUGGAGCUUAUGAGGCGGGAGUUCCAGAGGGAGGACAUCGCUCUGAACUACCGGGAUGCUGAGGGGGACCUGGUGCGGCUGCUGUCGGACGAGGACGUAGGGCUCAUGGUGAGGCGGGCCAGAGCUCUCCCUUCCCAGAAGCGCCUCUUUCCCUGGAAGCUUCACAUUACUCAGAAGGACAACUAUGGAGUCUACAACACCAUGCCCUGAGUGGUCAGUGCCCAGAUGCCCGGCAAAGUCACCCCUGGUCCUUGGUUGGGGAUGAGGGCUGGGGAAAGCAUGGAAGAUGGACAGAUGUCCUGGCCCUGGACUGAUGAACGCCCUGGGUUUGGGCUCAGGCUCAGCUCCCUCACUGACCUCUGCAUUAAAUAAACCAAUUCCUCAUGAA